Molecule: messenger RNA, 11122 nt
Organism: Coregonus sp. 'balchen'
Lineage: Eukaryota; Metazoa; Chordata; Actinopteri; Salmoniformes; Salmonidae
Source: the annotation of a GenBank genome assembly
AUGUUGAGUGUUGCAAGAACAGCUUCAAGGUCUCUCCCCUCUCCAAACUGCUCAAGAAGUGUGUCCUCCUUGAUAAAGAAGGUAAAUCAGCCACAAUUGUUAGACAGUUGACCAAUAAUAUGUUAGUUUAAAUGUUUCCAAUAGGUAUAAUUGGACAUGAAGGAUAACUAAUUCAAGCAGCAAUGGCUAGUUAUAGCAACGUUAGCUAAAUGUCGCAGCUACAGUAGCAAGUUAAGAUCUUUGGCUACUAGCUAACUACUGUCUGAUUGAUAAAGCUGACAUUCCGAAAAAAGAAAACUAGUUAACAAUAGUCAUGUCGGAUAACUAACUGUUUGUCAGAGAAUAUGCUAGCUAAUGUUAACUAUCUUAAUGGAAGGCUCCCAUCAAGAAGAGCUAGCCAGCUAACGUUAGCCUGGUAUGGCGUGACUAGUUGUACUGUUAGUUAACUAGUUAACUUUCAGUAGCCAGCUAGCUAACUUUUCGUCUAGCCAGAGUUAGGUUAGAUGUUUUCUUUAACUACAUAAUGUGUUCUUCGUCUGAAUAGACAUACCAAGUAAUGUACAUUAGCGACUAUAGUGGGAGCUUACUAAGGCCGGGACAAGUAGAUGGCUAGCUAGCUACCUGCUUGAAGUCAUUGAAUUCCAAGACCGUCUACUGAUCUAACAUAGAUGUUUGCAUAACCACCUCGUGUUAAUUCAAUGCGUUUUAAAUCGCCACCCAGUGAGUCCGUAUCAACUCACUCAAACGGGGGUUUCAAGCCCUUUGUUAUUUUGUGUAAGGUAAUGUUAACAAGCUAAUGCAAUUUGCCGGUCUUGUUAUAAAGGGGUGCGUUAUUGUCUCACGAGGAUAUAACAUCUGUGACCUUCAGUGUGGUGUCCCAGGGCAUGAUGUUCAAAUGUCAUAACCAAACAUCAUUUUAGACAAGUUAUGUAGCUAUUUCAAUCUAAACUGCCUUAAUGUUGCUGGACCCCAGGAAGAGUAGCUGCUGCCUUGGCAGCAGCUGACGGGGAUCCUUAAUAAAUACAAAUGCAUUCAUAGACACUGUUUUAGACCACAUUUUGAUUAUUGUGUGUCAAUGCCCUGUGUUAAUUUAAAAUAGACCAGUUUGUUUGCAUUUAUUUGUUGAAAAGGGGUUUAGGACAGAUUUCACUAAUAAGUAGUCAUGAUAUGGUAGCUAACCAAUAUUUCCCCCAUAGGCUUGCUGGAAUGGAUUUCAGCAAGAUGCUCUCAGAGCUAUGGCCAGACGUGACUAUUCGUGAGUAUUCGUUACGGAAGUUUCUUCCUCUAUUUCCAAAUAAAUAAAUAAAUAUUUAAAUGCAUUAAUCAAUCAAUCAAUCAAAUUGUAUUCAUUAUGCCCUUUUUACAAUCAAUAUAGCACCCAAGAACAUCUGACCAUUUGUGCUUACCUUGAUUGACUUUACUUUGUUUUCCAGAUCAGAGGCAAUCAAAGGAUCAGUGAUUGGGAUUGACCUGGGUACUACAAACUCCUGUGUGGCUGUUAUGGAGGGCAAACAAGCAAAGGUCAGUUGAAGUUUUGAGAUGGUAAUGUUGUCACUCUCUGGCAUGUUAUCAAUCACAUUUAUUUAUAAAGCACUUUUUACAUCAGCAGUUGAGCAAGCAAUGUGGAUGUAGAAGUACAGGUUAUCAUUUCAGCACUGAUUUAACUACGAAUGUUUGACCUGUGUGAUGAAGAGAACCUCUCUGAAAUCAUCUUUCUAUAGUCCUUUUUCUAGAGUGUUACUGAAUAGUUUGUUGUGACAGGUACUGGAGAAUGCAGAGGGAGCAAGGACAACACCUUCAGUGGUCGCCUUCACAGCUGACGGCGAGAGACUGGUUGGCAUGCCAGCCAAAAGACAGGCAGUCACCAACCCUAACAACACCCUCUAUGCCACCAAGCGUCUCAUCGGUCGUCGUUACGAUGACGCAGAGGUUCAGAAGGACCUGUGAGUGUGUUUUGCUAUAUAUCUCUUAUAUACCUUACUGGCCAUUGUAAGGCAUCAUUAUUUGGAAAUUAUUUUGAGGUGUAGAUAAAUUCAUGACAGGGUUCUCAUUGUGGCUUCACAGGAAGAACGUGCCCUACAAGAUUGUCCGUGCUUCCAAUGGUGAUGCCUGGGUCGAGGCCCAUGGAAAACUCUACUCCCCCAGCCAGGCUGGUGCCUUCGUGCUGAUGAAGAUGAAGGAGACAGCAGGUAACCUACCUAUUAAUCAAUCUUCAUUGCCCCCAGAGGGAAAACUGGUAUGUCAAUUCUCUGGUUCCAACUACCCUUGUCUGUGUGCUAAAAAACAUGCACUCAUUGUAACAUUGUCUUGGUUUUAGAGAACUACAUGGGUCACAAUGUGAAGAAUGCUGUGGUCACCGUGCCAGCCUACUUCAAUGACUCCCAGAGACAGGUAAUAGCCUUACUUUAUUUCUUAAACUUUGUCUGCAUAAUCAUUCAUUACUGGCACACACUGGUGGCCAAAAGUCACUUUGUCACUAGCUAUGCCUUUGCCAUUGACUAAAAGAAUGGUGCUCUAGCAAGCAUCUCAACUUUUAUCAGUGCAUGCCAUGUGUAUUUGUGUGUCUGACUGCGUUUACACAGGCAGCCCGAUUCUAAUCUUUUCUUCACUAAUUGGGCUUUUGACCAAUCGGAUCAGCUCUAAAAAAAGAUCUUUACAACCCAGAUUGGAAACAUUUGUUGUGGUAUAGUAUAGAAAGACAUGACUUUACAAUUACUAGAAAGUAUUUUUAAUUUCACCUUUAUUUUGACAGGGAAGACCUAUUGAGACCUAGGUCUCUUUUCCAAAUGCGCUAUGUAUAAUACAAUAUAAAAUGCACAUUAAAUAUACAGUUGAAGUCGGAAGUUUAUAUACACUUAGGUUGGAGUCAUUAAAACUAGUUUUUCAACCACUCCACAAAUUUCUUGUUAACAAACUAUAGUUUUGGCAAGUCGGUUAGGACAUCUACUUUGUGCAUGACACAAGUAAUUUGUUUACAGACAGAUUAUUUCACUUCUAAUUCACUGUAUCACAAUUCCAGUGGAUCAGAAGUUUACAUACACUAAGUUGACUGUGCCUUUAAACAGCUUGGAAAAUUCCAGAAAAUGAUGUCAUGGCUUUAGAAGCUUCUGAUAGGCUAAUUGACAUAAUUUGAGUCAAUUGGAGGUGUACCUUUGGAUGUAUUUCAUGGCCUACCUUCAAACUCAGUGCCUCUUUGCUUGACAUCAUGGGAAAAUCUAAAGAAAUCAGGCAAGACCUCAGAGAAAAAUGGGAGACCUCCACAAGUCUGGUUCAUCCUUGGGAGCAAUUUCCAAAUGCCUGAAGGUACCACGUUCAAGCAAAGUUGUGGCAAAAUGGCUUAAGGACAACAAAGUCAAGGUAUUGGAGUGGCCAUUACAAAGCCCUGACCUCAAUCCUAUAGAACAUUUGUGGGCAGAACUGAAAAAGCGUGUGCGAGCAAGGAGGCCUACAAACCUGACUCAGUUACACCAGCUCUGUCAGGAGGAAUGGGCCAAAAUUCACCCAACUUAUUGUGGGAAGCUUGUGGAAGGCUACCCGUUUGACCCAAGUUAAACAAUUUAAAGGCAAUGCUACCAAAUACUAAUUGAGUGUAUGUAAACUUCUGACCCACUGGGAAUGUGAUGAAAUAAAUAAAAGCUGAAAUGAAUCAUUCUCUCUACUAUUAUUCUGACAUUUCACAUUCUUAAAAUAAAGUGUUGAUCCUAACUGACAUAAGACAGGGAAUUUUUACUAGUAUUAAAUGUCAGGAAUUGUGAAAAACGGAGUUUAAAUGUAUUUGGCUAAGGUGUAUGUAAACUUCCGAUUUCAACUGAGUGUGUGUGUGUGUGUGUGUGUGUGUAUAUAUAUAUAUAUAUAUAUAUAUAUAUAUAUAUAUAUAUAUAUAUAUAUAUAUAUAUAUAUAUAUAUAUAUAUAUAUAUAUAUAUAUAUAUGCGUGUACAGUGAGGGGAAAAAAGUAUUUGAGCCCCUGCUUGAUGUGGUGGUACUCCAUCCACACCUUGAUUGACCUGGCUGUGUGGCAUGGCACAUUGUCCUGCUGGAAAAAAACAAUCCUCAGAGUUGGGGAACAAUGUCAGAGUAAAAGGAAGCAAGUUUUCUUCCAGGACAACCUUGUACGUGGCUUGAUUCAUGCGUCCUUCACAAAGAAAAAUCUGCCCGAUUCCAGCCUUGCUGAAGCACCCCCAGAUCAUCACCGAUCUUCCACCAAAUUUCACAGUGGGUGCAAGACACUGUGGCUUGUAGGCCUCUCCAGGUCUCCGUCUAACCAUUAGACGACCAGGUGUUGGGCAAAGCUGAAAAUUGGACUCAUCAGAGAAGAUGACCUUACUCCAGUCCUCUACGAUCCAAUCCUUAUGGUAUUUUGCAAACCUCAGCCUGGCUCUUCUUUGCUUCUCAUUGAUGAAGGGCUUUUUUCUAGCUUUACACGACUUCAGCCCUGCCCCUAGGAGCCUGAUUUGAACCGUCCUCGCCAUGCACUUCACCCCAACUGCCGUUUGCAAUUAUUUUUGUAGGUCACUCGAUGUCAUCCUAUGGUUGUUGAGUGACAUUCGAAUGAGUUGGCGGUCAUCCCGUUUUCACCCUCUGCCGGUCUGUAGCUUUGUUGUCCCCAAUGUCUGCUGCUUGACCAUGUUCUUAUGAACCGCCGUCUUUGAAAUUUUAAGGAUGGAAGCAACCUGAUGCUCACUGUAUCCCUCUGCCAGUAAAGCCAGAAUUGAACCCUUCUUUUACUCACUCAAAACUUUCCUUUUCAACUCUUUUGGCAUGGUCAAUAGUUAUUUUUUGAUUAAUAUUACUUUUGAGGUACUAUUAGCACUGUUUUUACCAUCCAGCUGGUCCUAUUGCAAGAGGAUAGUGAUGACCACAGCAGUGGUUUUUAUACUUUUCCUCAUUUUAAAUAAGAUUUGGUUCAGGUGAUCACCUAAUCAGUACCUAAUUCAGUAGAAUGAGGUGUGCCUGUGUUGGAAUUCAACAGACACUGGAAUGGAAUGGCUGUCAAACAUGUAGAGAUGCUGAUUUAAGAGAAAUUUGCAGUGGUCUCUUAAUUUUUUCCACAGCUGUGUGUGUGUGUGUGUAUAUAUAUGUGUAUAUAUAUAUAUGUAUGUGUGUGUAUGUGUGUGUGUGUGUGUGUGCGCACACAGUAUCAGUCAAAAGUUUGGACACACCUACUCAUUCAAGGGUUUUUCUUUAUUUUUACUAUUUUCUACAUUGUAGAAUAAUAGUGAAUACAUCAAAACUAUGAAAUAACACAUGGAAUCAUGUAGUAACUAAAAAAAGUGUUAAACAAAUCAAAAUAUAUUUUAGAUUCUUCAAAGUAGCCACCCUUUGCCUUGAUGACAGCUUUGCACACUCUUAGCACAGAGUUCACUAAACUGCUUCUGGAAACAACAUCAGCACGAGAACUGUUCGUUAGGAGCUUCAUGAAAUGGGUUUCCAUGGCCGAGCAGCCGCACACAAGCCUAAGAUCACCAUGCGCAAUGCCAAGCGUCGGCUGGAGUGGUGUAAAGCUCGCCGCCAUUGGGCUCUGGAGCAGUGGAAAUGCGUUCUCUGGAGUGAUGAAUCACGCUUCACCAUCUAGCAGUCCGACGGACGAAUCUGGGUUUGGUGGAUGCCAGGAGAACGUUACCUGCCCGAAUGCGUAGUGCCAACUGUAACGUUUGGUUGAGGAGGAAUAAUGGUCUGGGGCUAUUUUUCAUGGUUCGGGCUAGGCCCCUUAGUUCCAGUGAAGGGAAAUCUUCACGCUACAGCAUACAAUUACAUUCUAGACGAUUCUGUGCUUCCAAGUUUCAGGAAGGCCCUUUACUGUUUCAGCAUGGCAAUGCCCCCAUGUGCACAAAGUAAGGUCCAUACUGAAAUGAUUUGUCGCGAUCGGUGUGGAAGAACUUGACUGAAUGGAAGCAAGUCCCUGCAGCUAUGUUCCAACAUCUAGUAGAAAGCCUUCCCCGAAGAGUGGAGACUGUUAUAGCGGCAAAAGGGGGGGAUCAACUCCAUAUUAAUGCCCAUGAUUUUGGGAUGAGAUGUUCGACGAGCAGGUCCACAUACUUUUGGUCAUGUGUUAUAUUUCUAAAAAUUUGAAGGAUCUCUAUGGGUCGUGUAGGCUUAGUCACCAGGUGGGUUAGGUUUAGAUCAUUACACAUGUUUUUUAGAUUGUCUGAAGCCUGCAUUUCCCAACCAUAAUUUAGGUCACCCAGGAUAAUAACUUCUGAUUUAAUAAAAGUCGACAAACUAGUUUACUCCACGAGUGCACAAAGGUUAGCCGAGGGAGGACGGUAGACCCCUAUAACAGUUAUGGAUACUUUUUCCCCCAGACAAAGGCUUAAAGAUAGUAGCUCAAGUGUUUUGGAAGAAAAAUUGAUUUCAGUAUAGAGACCGAUAAAUACAUUUUAAUAAAAAUAGCCACUCCGCCACCUCUACCCUGUCUGUCAGCUCUGAACACGUGAUAACCCUCAAUAUUAAUAUCAGAAUUAAGAAUGUCUCUCAGAGUAACCAAUGAUGGAAUGUUAUAAACUGACUUACAUGGGUUUUGGUUGCUAUCGUGCAACAGCCCAAGCCCUCUAUUUGAUUUGAAAAGCGACGGGGUAUUCAAGUUUAUGGAAUUCACAUUUGCACUAAAAGCACUGGGUGAGCAGACCACAGUGGGCUUCUCUUUUGAGUUACAGUAGCAGAUCUAAGAGUGGUGUUCAAACGAAUGGGUACACGAUUACAACUGACAACACCCCUGGCAGUAUAGACAACAGUACGACGAUAACGCUUAGAGAGGAUGUGAGGUAUUACCUGAGCGUGGCUUGGUCCGUCUCUGAGUCAAUAUCUUAACGCAGCCUCAAUAUGAAGAGGGGGUUUUACUGCAGUUUUACUGCAAGAUAUGAAUUGCCACAAUGUUUGUUCUUCAAAAUGUAUUUUAUAAAAACAGAAAUGAAUUAAAUAGCCCAUGUUAUCUUGAAAAAUAUAUACAACUUUUUUGUUUUUUCCUGUUUUCGCUCUCAAAAUAGAAAAACAACACAUUUGGUUGUUCUGAGUCCAUGACAAUAAUUAAACCACAUCCAAGAGACUAUUUGAGGUCUGGAAAAACUGAAAUAAUUUUUGGGGUGUAGUUUCCCUUUAAUUUAAGUGCACACUUAGCAAGAGGCUGUUUAGUGGAGUUUUUGUAGUGAACAUGUGAUGGUAGAUACCUAAGCAAAACAAAUACCCACUGGAUUGAUGAAAAUAACCAUGAUAUCAUUCUGCCAAUUAAGCAUAGGCUACUUUGUAGUUAACAUUUAAUUGACAAUGUUUUUGGGAAAGCCUCCAUCUACUAGAAGACUGUUUUCAUUAGCAUCAUCGCUAACGACUGCACAAAGUGGUAGACUCACGCACUGCAUACACACGGACGGGCAUUCUCGUUGCCUCUUCAGAUAGUUACAGGAAAUACGAAUCACUGAUGCAUUCUGUUCAUAUCUUAUGAUAAACUUGGGCAAAGUAAUACAUUUUCAAUACAUUUAGUUGUCCUACUAUUUAUUAUAUUGUUGAAUUCCGUUUUAAUGCCUGGAUUCUGUGAGGGUCCUAAUGAUCAUAUUUGGACCAGAAUUAGUCUCUCCACUACCUACCAGUGAUGAUUCAUGAUCUUCAUCAAAUGUUUUCAUAAUUUAUCUGCAGAUAAGCCUACCAGUAGCCUAUGCAAAUUAGGGAGUCAAAUGAACAACUCUCUAACCGAUGCAAUUCGGUAGGCUACACUGACUGAUGAGUCACUCACUUUAGCAUCACUGUCUGGCAAGCCCCGACAUCCUAGGAAAUAUUUUGGUUUACUUGUCCCGAUGCGAUACCAUGGACAUAUAACCACGUUGCAUGAUUUAUGAAUGGCAAAGGGAUAUAGGAGACUUUAUUCAGUCAGUUCGACACCUUUUUAUAAACUAGACAUCGACAUAGAAACGCAGUGGGCUUAUUUUGGACAGAUUUUGGCAAGAGUGAAACUUCUCGCUUCGCCUCUUCCUCUCUGCUGUGCUUCCCUGGCAUCGCUCGCUUUGUGACUGACAGGCACCUGCCCUAUCAAUAGAUCGCUAGAAGAUGCAUAUCGUUCAUUCUAGCAGGAGAGGGCUCGGUGGAAUAGCGAAUUGAAACUUUUUAACUAAAAGUAGCCUAGCAGGCUGAAAAUGAGUCUGUAACCGGCUGAUUAGCCGACAGCCGGCACUAAUGGAAAAUACUGGAUGUGUGUGUAAUGAGUAGGUCAUUUUGUUUACAGGCCACAAAGGAUGCUGGUCAGAUUGCUGGGCUGAACGUGCUGCGAGUCAUCAAUGAGCCCACUGCUGCUGCUUUGGCCUACGGUCUGGACAAGACUCAGGACAGAAUGUAAGUAUAACAACAACCCUACAAACUGCUGGAAACUUCUAUGAUACCUAAGCAAUGACCGUGACCUUAUUUGUAUCCAUGCCUUUAGCUCAUGUUUCACACCUGUCCCUGACUUGCAGCAUUGCAGUGUAUGACCUGGGAGGUGGCACCUUUGACAUCUCUGUCCUGGAGAUCCAGAAGGGUGUGUUUGAGGUGAAGUCCACCAACGGAGACACCUUUUUGGGUGGAGAGGACUUUGACCAGCACCUACUGACCCACAUUGUGAAGGAGUUCAAGAGAGAGGUGAGGGGGAAGUAUCCUGGGUAAAGAACUGUGACACCUUUAUCUGACCAAGCACCUCUGCCACAUUCAAGCCAGCCAUUUUUCAUCAAACCUUUGGUUUCUCCUUCCAGUCUGGAGUGGACCUGACCAAAGACAGCAUGGCUCUGCAGAGAGUGAGGGAGGCAGCCGAGAAAGCCAAAUGUGAACUGUCAUCAUCCCUGCAGGUGAGUUUCAUUCCACAGCAGACAUUUCUUUCAUUGCCUAAUUGGCAGGCUAAUGAUUAGAGUAUACAACACCUUGGUCAACAGAAAUGACGUGCUUGUAUUGUAUACAGUCCCUUGACCCCCAGGGUUUGUGUUGUAAGAUAUGUAACCCCCAGCUGUACCCUCACAUUGAGGCAGCCUUAGUAGAAGGGCUAACAAACAUCAAAUUCCACUGCAUCACGCCUCUGAGCAAGGAUGUCCACCAUCCAAAUGUAAGAUAUUUCAAGGAUGGAUGGAUGGUGCAAUAUGUAAAACAGGUAUAUGUUACCUCCCUCUCAAUCUUGAUAUAAAAAUGUUUACGGAGCCUUUUUCUCCAACAGACUGACAUUAACCUGCCCUACCUGACCAUGGAUGCCUCUGGCCCCAAGCACUUGAACAUGAAGAUGACCCGCUCCCAGUUUGAGGGCAUCGUGUCUGACCUGAUCCGCAGGACAGUGGCCCCCUGCCAGAAGGCCAUGCAGGACGCCGAGGUCUCCAAGGGGGACAUCGGAGAGGUGCUGCUGGUUGGUGGCAUGUCCCGUAUGCCCAAGGUGAGCCGAUCUCCCUGGUUCUAUCCCACCUCGUCAUCAUGCUCUGCCCUUCUCUGACCCUCCGUUCUACGGUCUCCUCUCAGGUCCAGCAGACUGUCCAGGACCUGUUUGGCCGUGCUCCCAGCAAGUCAGUCAACCCAGAUGAGGCUGUGGCCAUUGGCGCUGCCAUCCAGGGAGGCGUGCUGGCUGGAGACGUUACUGAUGUGCUCCUUCUGGACGUCACACCACUGUCUCUCGGUAUCGAGACCCUCGGAGGGGUGUUCACCAAACUCAUCAACAGGAACACAACCAUUCCCACCAAGAAGGGCCAGGUGCGGGACAAAAAUCCAAAUGUGUUUGUCUGGUGAAACCUAAAUGAAUUGUAUAUACUUAAUUGUCUUACCUCAUCAGUGAUACUGAUGCAUUCCUCCUCCUUGUGUUCAGGUGUUCUCAACAGCAGCUGAUGGCCAGUCCCAGGUGGAGAUCAAGGUGUGCCAAGGGGAGAGAGAGAUGGCAGCAGACAACAAGAUCCUGGGACAGUUCACUCUUGUAAGUGUCCUGGCUGAUUCAUACUAACUAAACUUACAGGGUAUAUUUUAAAGUCUCUGGUGUAUCUGCUGUAAACAAUGUCUUACUGAUGUUGUUUCUCUCAUGCAGGUUGGAAUCCCCCCUGCCCCACGUGGAGUACCCCAGAUCGAGGUCUGCUUCGACAUUGACGCCAAUGGAAUCGUCCACGUCUCUGCCAAAGACAAGGGCACAGGCCGUGAACAGCAGAGUAAGAUCAUCAAACAACCUGCCCUUGAAAUGGAUGCUUUCUGUUAGUAGGACUUCAGUAAUGUCUUUUUACUUUACACUGCUUCUCCUUCACUUCUCCAGUUGUUAUCCAGUCCUCCGGUGGCCUCAGCAAGGACGACAUUGAGAACAUGGUUAGGAACGCCGAGAAAUACGCAGAGGAGGACCGGAGGCGAAAGGUAGGUUUGACAUUCUCUUCUCCUCUUCAGCUGUCCGUUUCACUUUUAUCAGUUACAUCCCCAACUGGAGUUGUGAUGUGUUUUGAUGACUGUGUGACUGAAUGCUGACAGUUGUCCUUGGUGUCCUGUUUGUUUUUGCCCAGGACCGUGUUGAGGCUGUUAACCAGGCUGAGGGCAUCGUCCAUGACACUGAAUCCAAGAUGGAGGAGUUCAAGGAUCAGCUCCCUGCUGAUGAGGUAUGUGGGACCUUUUUAUAAUAAUAACACUACUAAUAAACACACUGAACAGCAAAAUGUACAUAACUAUGCCUCUGAAACAUCCCAAAUAUCUGGAAAUUCCAGUAGUCCUAGUAUUUUGAGUUUCUUCCCCCAUCUUUCAGUGCAACAAACUGAAGGAAGAGAUUGUGAAAGUGAGAGACUUGCUGUCACGGAAGGAUGAAGAGACUGGCGAAAACAUCAAACAGGCUGCCACCACCCUUCAGCAGGCGUCACUCAAACUCUUCGAAAUGGCUUACAAGAAGGUAAUUAUUUCAGCACCCCAACAUUGUCGAAUUGUUUUUUUUCUUCACUUGCAUUUGUAAAGGAUUAUGACCAGCCUGGAUUGGUUGCUUAGCCUGUCAAUCAAGAGCCCAACAUUCUUUCACAAUGGGUCAAUUGAUAUAUUGCUGUUAUAUUUAUUAACCAGCUGUUCUCCAUUUGGUCUCAGAUGGCAUCAGAGAGGGAAGGUAGCAGUGGCGGCAGCAGCUCUGGAUCGUCAUCGUCAGAAGGUGGAGCAGGAGAGAAGAAGGAAGGCCAGCAGUAA